Gilbertella persicaria is the source of this 1026-nucleotide messenger RNA. Its product is annotated as cation efflux protein. Gene Ontology annotation, biological process: transmembrane transport; intracellular zinc ion homeostasis; zinc ion transport. The record is from RefSeq and is a predicted model, not a curated record. Gene Ontology annotation, cellular component: membrane; Golgi apparatus. Bases 1 to 1026 code for a protein of 341 amino acids. The transcript has 5 exons. Gene Ontology annotation, molecular function: zinc ion transmembrane transporter activity. Lineage: Eukaryota; Fungi; Mucoromycota; Mucoromycetes; Mucorales; Choanephoraceae.
AUGUUCUCUACGUCCAUACUUGACUUGCCUACACACGCUGAAUCAGCAGAACUAGGCUAUGGAAACAAUCAAGAUUCAAAGCAGAUCUUUUAUUUCUUGUUGCUCAACUUGUCUUAUAUGUUUGUUCAACUUGCUUAUGGUGUCUGGACAAAUUCAUUGGGCCUUAUCUCUGAUGCUAUUCAUAUGUUCUUUGAUUGUCUUGCUUUGGGUAUUGGUCUAUUCGCGUCUGUGAUGAGUAAAUGGCCUUCCAAUCAAAAGUAUUCUUAUGGAUACAACCGUAUUGAGACAGUUGCUGCUUUUUUCAAUGGUAUCUUUCUAGUGCUCAUUUCAGGUUCGAUUGUGAUUGAAGCUAUUCAACGUCUUGUGCAUCCUCCUGAAAUGAGCACUGAUCGUCUUUUGCUUGUUAGUUUUGUGGGUCUGAUUGUUAAUCUAGUGGGCAUCUUUGCUUUUAAUCAUGGACACGCUCAUGGACACUCUCAUGGACACUCUCAUGGACACAGCCAUGAUCAUGAUCAUCAUCAUGGACACAGUGCUAAUAUGCAAGGUGUAUUCUUACAUAUUAUGGCAGACACAUUAGGUUCUGCUGGUGUGAUCGUAUCUACUCUUUUGAUCCAAUGGUUUGGUUGGACUGGAUUUGAUCCCAUUGCGUCCCUUUUUAUCGCUGUUUUGAUUGUCAUGUCUGUGAUUCCUCUGAUUCGCCAAUCUGCUUCUGUUUUGAUGCUUCAAUUAGAAGACACGACUGUGAAUCAAGUUGAAGGUACUCUAGAUCAAGUCAAACAACUGGAAGGUGUAGAGAGUGUUGAUGUGUGCCGAUUCUGGCCUAAUGAAGCUGAAUCUGUGGUAGGGUCCAUUCAUGUGUUUGUCAGAGAAGGCACUUUAUCUCAGGACAUACGUCGUGCAGUCACUGAAUUGUUUAUGCGUCAUGUCGAUGGAUUAAAAGAAAUAUGUGUCCAACCUACUUUCGUAUCCACAUCUACUCAAGCUUCGCCUGCCCUUCCUCCUAAAUCACUCAAGAAAAAAGACUAA